AUGCGACCGAGUGUUAAACCGGAAUUUGGAAAACAUUUUAAUUCAUCGGUACAAGUUGAAAUUGUCAAACCAUCCAUGGAGAAUCAUUCCCGAAAAUUUAGUUUAUUAUCUCCUUUUGAUGUUGCAUUUCCACCUUCAUUUUAUUGCUUCUUUUUCGAAGGAUAUUUGGAUCGGAACUUGUUUUUGCAAGCAAUGUCAAGAGUGCUCGAUGUGAUUCCUUCAUUAGGUGGUAGAAUAAUGCAGUUUCAUUCCAUGCAAGAAAUUUCCAUAAAAGCAUCAGAGUGGUUCAACGGGUUAGAAAAUUUAGAAAAAGAAGUGAUCAAGUCAAGACUGCAAAUAGGUAAAAAGCCUGUUCCAGUGUUUGACUUGAGAAAUGUUCAACUCGAAGUCGCAUUUCUCGAUGAUGACACCAUUCAAACAAAUGAAACAGGUCUAUUGAGCGCUACAGAGCUAGCGAAACAUCUUGCAAUUCUGGGCUCAUUCAUGACCUCUGGUCCGGUUAAGGUAGUUCAUUCUAAUCCAUCAGAACCACUCACAAGAUUUCAAGUCACAUAUUUGAGGAAAUCAAACAAGACAGCUCUGAGUUUAUUCAUGGACUAUGCUGUUGGAGAUGCAGCUGCUGUAUCCAUGAUUAUUAAGUUGCUAGGAGAUGAAAUGUCCUCCCUUAGAAAUGAUCCAGUAUCAUCAAAUAAUUCUAACAAAUCUCAAAAAGAAAAUAAGGAGCUGCCAAUACAAAACUCAACAGCUUUCUUUAAAUAUGUGUACAAUCGAGAGGAAGAGAAAAUUGAUGAUUUUGCUUACUCUUAUUAUGAUCCCACCGCAUGCUAUUCAUUCUACAGGGCUGAGAUUGUCAAGCAUUUGGAAAACAAUAACAAAAAUACUUCGAAAAUUAUUGCCAAAGAAGUGACAGUCACAAAAAGACAAUUAGAUCUAUUGAAGAAAAAAAUUAUUGCAGAAAAUAGAGAAUUAGAUGGCGUUAAGCUCACUAGCAAUGAAAUUCUGUCUGCCAUUCUUCUAAAAACGCUUGCAGUGGGAGACAAGCAAAACAGAUUCCACAAUGAAAAACUACUAACCUUACGUUACUUAGCAACCUGUAGAGAGAGAUGUGAAUUCAUUGAUUCUAAUUAUUUCGGUAAUGCAUUCGGAGUCAUUUUCAACAGCAGAACCAAGAAGCAGUUACUCGACGCAAAAAUUAGUGAUAUUGUACUUUAUUUGAAGCAAGUCGCUCAAAGAACUGUUGAUCAUCACGUUUACUGGGAAGGAAAAAUUGAGGAAAUGUGUCAACGUUAUUUUGAUCCAUUGCAAGUAGAUUUUGGUUUUCCAGCUUUUGAAGGCAAUGACAACUACAUGGGAAUUACGAAUUGGGUAAAACCCAUGAGUUCUAUUGCCGAGCAUUUCAGUGACAAGUCUUUCCUUGGUGUUAGCACUCUCUGCAUGCCUCUCCCUCAUGUAAAUAAGAUUUUACCUGCCUCAACAAUGUCUUCUGAGGGAGGUUUGAGACUAGUUUUGUCCCUCUAUGAACCCGAAUAUUUAUAUUUUGUCAGCGAAAUUCCCAAGUAA
Naegleria fowleri is the source of this 1560-nucleotide messenger RNA. RefSeq lists its product as uncharacterized. The coding region runs from base 1 to 1560 and encodes 519 amino acids. NCBI's taxonomy places the organism in Eukaryota, Heterolobosea, Eutetramitea, Acrasida, Naegleriidae. The transcript has a single exon. Gene Ontology annotation, molecular function: acyltransferase activity, transferring groups other than amino-acyl groups. The record is from RefSeq and is a predicted model, not a curated record.